GAUUUCUGUCCUUACAAGGGGGGAGCAGUGGCGCCCAGCGCGAGGGUGAUGGUUGUGCUUUGGUCUCCCUCAAAUGAAUUUGCAGCUACAGUCCAGCUCCUACCGGACCUCCUCCAAAACCCACUGUCACAGUUACAACAAAAUCCUGAAUUUGGAUUAACCUUAAACCUGCUCCAUAAGAACACUACAAAAGUAGAACCCCUAUAUCACUGUAAGUUUCUCCAUACUACUUUGUCACAGAAAGGACUGGAGGAGUUCUUUGAUAACCCACAGAAUUGGGGAGAAACUGUUGUUAAAUCUGGAGAUGAGUGGCAUGCAAAACACUUAAGAAAUAAAAGUAAUGAAGAUUUGCAUAAACUUUGGUACGUCCUACUGAAAGAGAAAAACAUGCUUUUAACUCUACAACAAGAAGCAAAGAGACAACAUUUACCUAUGCCAAGUCCAGAACGAUUAGAAAAGGUGGAAAAGUCUAUGGGAAGAAUAAACUUAGUUAUUCAAGAAAGAGAAGUUGCUCUGCGGCUGUUACAGACAGGUCACGAAAAACCAAGACCUGGCGAGUGGAGAAAUGACUUCUUAGGACGCACAUACUGGUAUAAUUACAAAGAGUGGCCAAUACCUUGGUACCUAAACAAAAAAUACAACAGGAAGAGAUUCUUCUACUUGCCAUACGUGAAACAUUUCAUCAGACUAAGAAUAGAGAAACACUUGAAAAAACAAGCAAGGAUGAAAAACUUAGAAAAAAAGAAACAGCUCCUUUUACAAAAGAAAUUCCCUCACCUUGCUGCACAGUCACAGAAUUAAUAUUAAGGUGGAAGUGUGAUGUAAAUAAUUUUUACUGCAGUAGUCAUAAGAUGCUACAUGUGACUAGCAUGUACUGCCAACAUAUUUUCCGUGGGCUGCAGAUAGAGCCAGGCUAGGUGUGACUUUAUUUUUACUUUAUCUUUUUUCACCUUUUCCCUGCCCAAGUAAAGCUUCUCAAAACUAAAAAUACUUA
This is a messenger RNA of Pelodiscus sinensis (Chinese soft-shelled turtle), 994 nucleotides long. It is a transcript of the gene MRPL47, whose product is annotated as mitochondrial ribosomal protein L47. The record is from RefSeq and is a predicted model, not a curated record. Gene Ontology annotation, biological process: mitochondrial translation. NCBI's taxonomy places the organism in Eukaryota, Metazoa, Chordata, Testudines, Trionychidae. Gene Ontology annotation, molecular function: structural constituent of ribosome. Gene Ontology annotation, cellular component: mitochondrial ribosome; mitochondrial large ribosomal subunit.